UGAAACACCGCGGUCAUACUAUAUGCUAUACCGCAAUUACGAGAUCGACGACAUCCUUGGAGACUGUUUCAGGGCCACACAAAUCGGUCCUAUCCAGGACAGUGUGGUGAAGAUUCAGGAGAAGUACAUCUUAAAUGGAUCCGUAAUCGUGAACAACAAAACCUUGCCCAUUGCGUCAUCACCGUGUUACACUGUCAAGAACAAGGCUAAAUAUUCAGUUGAUAAAGGCACUGGGUGUUUCUUGAUGGUGAAUAACCUGGAGGCUCCCGUGGACGUCUGUUGCGAGUUCGUCUACGACCUCCUUUGUGGACCCACGAAGAUACCAGUUCAUGACCCUGCUCUCUGCGCCUGUCUUUCUGAUGACUAG
This is a messenger RNA of Ornithodoros turicata, 367 nucleotides long. RefSeq lists its product as uncharacterized. The transcript is spliced from 3 exons. Bases 23 to 367 code for a protein of 114 amino acids. The record is from RefSeq and is a predicted model, not a curated record. NCBI's taxonomy places the organism in Eukaryota, Metazoa, Arthropoda, Arachnida, Ixodida, Argasidae.